Molecule: messenger RNA, 5431 nt
Organism: Andrographis paniculata
Lineage: Eukaryota; Viridiplantae; Streptophyta; Magnoliopsida; Lamiales; Acanthaceae
Exons: 4
Coding region: 405-5114 (1569 amino acids)
Source: RefSeq, a predicted model, not a curated record
GAAAAAGCAAGAAACCAUAGAAAGAGAGAAGUCUCUCCUUUCCUCUUCUCUCUCUCCCAGCUCGUUCUCUCUCCCUCUCUCUCUCUCCUUUUUCCUUGCGUCUGUCUCUUAUCACUUCACUUUCUUUUCGGCUUGGGUUCUUUCCUUCGCCCCUCCACAAAACCAAGAACAAUUGUGUUGGAUUUGUUUGUGUGAAUUGGGAAUUAUGGAUUUGGAUUGAUGACUUUGCCUUGUCUUGUUCUUUUCUGUGAUUUCUUUUUUGAAACCCUAAAAUUUGACUCGCCGAGGAUUGAGCUUCAUUGAUUGAAGAAGGGCGGGUUUGGAUGAGAUUGAGACGGGGCAUCGUAAAGAGGAGGAAACAGGAACUGCACCGGAAAGAGAGGCAGGAAUAAUAGUGGUUUUUGAUGCCGCCGGAGCAAUUGCCCUGGGAUCGAAGGGAUUUCCGGAAGCACGAGAGAUCCGCGUCCGAACAACGGUUUGGUGGCGGGGGAUUCGGCGGUGGAGGGCCGCAUAGGUGGCGGGAGCAACACCACCACACCCACGGGCCUCCGGCGCCUCCGCCGCACCCGCCGCCUUAUCAUCACCACAAUAACCAGCAACAGCAGCAGCAGCAGCGUUGGUAUUCAGAUUUUCGCUCGUCUCGCCCUGUCCCGUCUGGCCAUAGUAAGCAGGGUGGUUGGCAUGUGUACCCAGAUGAUGCUGGUCCUGGAUUCAUGCCUUUUGGAUCGAGAUAUGGUGACAGACAUAUAGAAGAUGAUAACUUUCAAUCUCUAGGGUCUCGCAACGAUGGGAGGUAUUUUAGGAACAAUAGGGAGAAUAGGGGAUCCUUUAAUCAGAAAGACUGGAGAUCUCCUUCCUGGGAACCUGCUGCAACCUCCAGUGGUCCAGGGAGACCUGCAGCUGAUGUUGGUAAUCCAAAGCCUGUAGCGAAUUCUGAAAUAUGGCAUAAUAGCAAGUCCAAUGACUCCUCUCAUCAUCCUCUUCCCACAUCGAGUCAAUCUUUGUCUCUUAUGAAAGAGCAGGAGAGAAAUGAUUGUACACCUAAUGUGGGGGAUAGCUCAUGCCAGAAAUCUGAGAAAGAAAGUGGUCUAGAAUCAGUAGAUUGGAAGCCCCUGAAAUGGACUCGGUCAGGAAGCUUGCCUUCGAGGGGCCCUAGUUUUAGCCAAUUGAGUGGCGCUAAGAGUGCUGGAGCAGAUGCUAUUGAGACAAUGGUUGAGGUGCAGCUGAAGAGUGCAGUGCCUGUUCAAUCUCCUUCGAGUUCCAAUGCAAAGUCCAGUGUUCCUGCUUCGCGUGAAGAGAUUGCUUCCAGGAAGAAACCGCGACUUGGCUGGGGUGAGGGUCUUGCAAAGUAUGAAAAGAAGAAAGUUGAAGGCCCUGAAGAUGGUGUUGCAAAAGAUGGACUAAUAGUUAGCAUCACAGCUGCAGAAACUGUGCAGUCACCUUCUGUGAACCUGUCUGAUAAGAGCCCUAGAGUUGCAGGUACUUCAGGUUGUGCUUCGCCUGCUACGCCGUCAUCCUUUGCUUGUAGCUCUUCACCAGGUAUUGAGGAGAAAGAGUCCAUCAGGCCUGCAAACACUGAUCAAGAAAAUGUUAAUUUGUCUUCUUCACCUUGUAUUACAUCCAAGAUGCACCAUGAUGGACCAACUUUUAAUUUAGAAAGCAUUGAUCUCACAUCUAUUGUCAAGUUGAGUUCUCUCAUAAAUGAUUUGCUACAAUCAGAGGACCCAAGUUCCGGAGAAGCAGAUUGCGCACAAACAACCUCAAUGAGAAAGUUGUUGGUAUGGAAGGUUGAUAUACUAAAAGCACUUGAGGUGACUGAGUCUGAGAUAGAUUUACUUGAAACCGAGCUAAAGUCCCUGAGAGCUGAACCUAGUAGUUGCUUUGAAUGUCCAGCUACCUCCGGUUUGUUGCCAGGAGAGUUUCCUUUGAAACCUAGUGAAGAGCAAGCUACUGUUUCAGCUUUUACUGUUGAGCCUGCUCCUCUUCCGGGUGGUUCAAUUGGAAGCAUGAAUGUUGAGACUAUGCCUGCUGCAGUGAAAGAAGAGCGUGAGGCGUUAAAAAAUGAGGGGAUAGAUAGUCCAGGCAGUGCUCCAAUUACAAUCAGUGAGCCCCUUCCUGUGGAAGAUGUCAAUCUUCCCGAUACAGCUGAAUGCAAAGGUUUUGUCAAUUUGGACUCCAGCAAUUCCAGUAACUUGAAUCUCCUGUGUAUAGAGAAUGGUCUCAACAAUGAGAUUAACUCUUCUCAUGUUGAUCUUUCUGAACUUAUCAAAGACAGUUGUCAACAUGCUAAUGUUGAACAUGUGCAUUGUGGGAGAAACCGUGGUUAUGACUGUAUAUUGGCUUCCAAUAAAGACACUGCUAGUUGUACUUCAGAGGACUUAAAUAAGUUAUUACCCUCCGGACACUGUUCCUUUGAUAUUUCAGUUGCAUCCAAUGAAUCAUCUCUAGGGCGGAAUUCAUCAAGAAUCAAGGAGAAGUUUCUAGUGAGGAAACGAUCCCUCAAGUUUAAGGAGAAAGUUAUAACACUGAAGUUUAGAGUAUUUCACCAUUUCUGGAAGGAAGGUCGCAUGGUAUCUGUAAAGAAACUGAGGGGAAAAUCUCACAAGAUGUCAGAUAUGAGUCAAUCUGGGCAUAAGAAGUAUCGUACAUCCAGUCGCUCUCGAAUUUCGUACUUUGCUUGGAACAAUCAAACAGUGUCUGCAGAAGAAGUAAUUAAGUUUAUCAAUGGCUUGCUCUCUGAGUCAGCAUUCAAACCCUGUAGGAGUACUUUGAAGAUGCCAGCCUUAAUAUUGGACAAGGGGACAAAGAUGUCGACGUUCGUUUCAAGUAACGGCCUAGUGGAAGAUCCUUGCGCCGCUGAAAAAGAAAGGUCGAUUAUCAACUCCUGGACUGCUGAUGAGAGGGAAGUUUUCAUUGAUAAGCUUGCUACUUUCGGGAAAAAUUUCAGGAAGAUUUCUUCGUUUCUGGAACACAAAACAAUAGCUGAUUGCAUUGAGUUCUACUACAAGAACCAUAAAUCCGAAUGCUUUGCAAGAGCCAGAAAGAAGUCAGAGUUUUCGGAACAGAGAAAGCCUCAAAACACCACAUACUUGGUUGCUACCGGGAAAAGAUGGAACCGUGAGGUCAAUGCUGCGUCCCUCAACAUUCUUGGCGAAGCUCCGAGGCGGGACAAUGGUUCGCUGCGGAGAUCUAAUAGUCUUGAAAUUUACAGCAAUGAAACCGUAGCUGCCGAUGUUUUGGCUGGCAUUUGUGGUUCUCUGUCUUCCGAGGCAGUGAAUUCUUGCAUCCCGACUUCUUUCGACAAUGCUGAUGGGUACAAGGAUUGGAAGUAUGCAAGAGUUGGUUCUGGCUCUAAGCGGCCCGUGACUCCUGAUCGUACGCCGAAUGGCGAUGACGAGUGCUCAGAUGACAGCUGUGAGGAGUUGGACUCCGCCGACUGGACCGAGGAAGAGAAAUCCAAUUUUGUUCAAGCCAUGUCGUCAUACGGGAAGGAUUUUGAUGUGAUAGCGCAUUUGGUCCGAACGAAGUCCAAGGAUCAGUGCAAGAUAUUCUUUAGCAAAGCUCGUAAAUGCCUUGGGUUGGAUCAGAUUCAUCCUGGAUCGGUGCAUGCUGUUUCGGGCGUUGCUAAUGGAGGCGGCAGCGAUACCGAAGAUGGUUGCGUUGUGCAGACGGAUUCCAUCAUUGUCGAUGAUAAUGGCCCUGUUAUCAAGUCGGAAGCAGAUCUCUCGAUAGCUGCUGCUACAUGUGAAAAUAACAAACAUCGUACGAACCCAAUCUUGGAGAGUUCAUCAAUGGAUGAUAAGCAGAUUGCAAACCAUGGUGCUUCUAGUGAAGGAAAAAGCGAUGGGGUCAUAUUCUCCGCCCCGGAUUCAGCUAAGGGGACUUUGGCUGAUUCUGACUUUGCAGGAUCAUGUCGGGGAGAAAAUGACGUGAAGGAUUACAUGUUGCACGUUGAUUCGGGCACCAAGGAAGUAGAAGAUACAGACGCCGAUCCUGCUGAAUUCACUGCCAAUACCAGUCCAAGAACUGAGAUGACAUCCGAUCCUAAGCCAGCUGGAAAUGUCUGUUCGAUGAAGGAAGCUGAGUCGGGUAGCCGAAAAGAGAGUUCUGAGAAGCCAACAUCGAAUGUUUGCUUGACAUUGAUGGAGUCAACGAUGAUAUUUUCAGUUCCCAUAUCGACGUUCCAAAGACGCCUGAACAAUAAUAGUAGUAGUAAUGUCGCCGGUGGGAUCACUGAAAACAAAUCUCCGGAAACAGUCCCAUUGUGGGAUACUGUUGACUCUCCCCAGAUUCUCAGGGCCCGGGAGAUUGGCGGCGAUGUGAGUUUCAAAAGAAAUGCGGUUCAACAUGCUCCGCGGCUGGAUGGAAAUACGAUGCAGCAACAAUCAAAUCAAGCUUCCGAUUUCUCCAUUCAAAAGUGUAGCACAAAAGAUGGCUCUGGCUCUGGCUUGGGUUGCUCGUCUGAUCUGGACAAGCCAUCGAGGAACGGCGACGUAAAGUUGUUUGGUAAAGUAUUGAUUUCCUCCAAGCAAAAACCGAAUUCCUCCUAUGCAGAAGAAACUUGCAGCAACAAUAAGGCAAGGUGCCAGUCGCUGAAUCUCAGAUUCAGCACCGAAGAUCAGAAGGCUGCCACUUUGGAUCAUUCCACGACAAUGUUUGGGCGUAAUGAGUUUAUCGGGUCUGAGAAUGUCCCAGUUAGGAGCUGCAGCUUGCCGGAUACAGGGAUGAGUUUUCCUAAGUACCCUGCUGUGUCGUACGCCAACCAUUCCAAAUUGGAGGUACAAGGCAAUGAGUGCGCCCCGAUGAACGGUGGUGUACCUAUUCUCCCAAGCAGCAGCAAUGGCAUUGCGAGCUAUCAGAAUCGAGAUAAGGAUGUGGAUGUGGAUGUAUUAUUCUCCGAGAUGCGAAGGUUUGACGCGGCAAUGCAACAAGAAGCAAGAGGGAUGAUAGGGAUUGGUGUUGUGGGCAUUCCAGAUCCUGUCAAAAUGCAGCAAUAUUCGAAAUCACACAACAUUAGUUUGGCACAGACACAGCCAGCAGUGAGAGAUAACAAAGAUGCAGCAGCAGCAGGGGAUGAACACAACAAUAAGAACAACAACAGCAGCAGCAGGUAGAGAGGCACAAAUAUGCAUGCUUUCAACAAAAGAAAAGCUCUCGUAUUCUAUCUCAUCCAAUCCAUUGUAUUAUAUAGGGUUUUUUAUUUUAAUUUUUAUUUCGAUUUUUAAUUGUAGUUUUAGUUUUAGUUUUAGUUUGUGGUUCAGGUGUUAGCAAAGGUAGAGCAGUUUGAGUGAGAAACGGUUCUCUCUGUUUUUGGGUCUCUUAAGAUAAUUAUUCGUAGAUGAUGAAUGUAAUUAAGGCAGGGCAGGGCAAGGCAGGGCAUCCCAUGUAUUUCCUCAUUUGUUGUAUCCCAUGGAGCUUUUUGUUUGUUGUG